Molecule: messenger RNA, 2327 nt
Organism: Zea mays
Lineage: Eukaryota; Viridiplantae; Streptophyta; Magnoliopsida; Poales; Poaceae
Exons: 1
Coding region: 169-2046 (625 amino acids)
Cellular component (GO): membrane
Source: RefSeq, marked validated
GACGUAACAGAGCACGCCUCAGCCCGUCACCCUCACCCAUCCACACUCCUUUCUCCCUCAAUCAGCUCCUUAAAUUCACACACACCCAACAGACACCAACCAGCGCCCAUCAGUCACCCGCGCCGGACAUCCCUCGCGCUAGCUGCCAGUCGUCGUCGCCACGCCACCAUGGUGUUCGCCGCGAGCGGCGGCAGCUCGCCGGCGACGGCGGCGCCGGGGAGCGCUCUGGGCGUGAUCCUGACGCGCGGGUUCGCCCGGCAGGUGCUGGUGGGGCGGUGGUUCACGGUGUUGGCGAGCCUGCUGAUCAUGGCGUCGUCCGGCGCGACGUACGUCUUCGGGAGCUACUCGGGCGCGCUCAAGUCGUCGCUCGGGUACGACCAGCGCACGCUCAACACGGUGUCCUUCUUCAAGGACCUCGGCGCGAACCUGGGCGUCCUCCCGGGGCUGCUCAACGAGGUGACGCCGCCGUGGGUGGUGCUGGCCACGGGCGCCGGCAUGAACCUGUUCGGCUACCUCAUGGUGUACCUGGCCGUGUCGGGGCGCACCGCGCGCCCGCCGCCGUGGGCCGUGUGCGCCUACUUCUUCGUGGGCGCCAACUCGCAGGCGUUCGCCAACACGGGCGCGCUCGUCACGUGCGUCAACAACUUCCCCGAGACCCGCGGCGUGGUGCUCGGCAUCCUCAAGGGAUUCGUCGGCCUCAGCGGCGCCGUGUACGCGCAGCUGUACCAGGCGCUGUACGGCGGCGAGGACGCCGAGUCGCUCAUCCUGCUCGUCGCCUGGCUCCCCGCGGCCGUGUCCGUCGCGUUCGUCCACACCAUCCGCUACAUGCCGUACCCGCGGCGGCGGCGCAGCGGCGGCGGCGGUGGGCAGGAGACGAGCUCCGACCCCUUCUUCUGCUUCCUCUACCUGUCCAUCGCGCUGGCGUGCUUCCUCCUCGUCAUGAUCGUGGUGCAGGGGCAGGUGCCCUUCUCCCGCGCCGCGUACGGGGUCGCCGCCGCGCCGCUGCUCAUCCUCCUCCUCAUGCCCCUCGGCGUCGUCGUCAAGCAGGAGUACAAGAUCUACCGCGAGCGCCAGCUGGACGCCGCCGCCGACCCGCCCCCUACCAUCGCCGUCGUGGACGCCGGCGCUCCACCAGUACCGUCCAGCGUCCAGAUGUCAUCAGCAGCCGCCACCGCCGCCGUUGAGGAGACAGAGCAGCAGCAGCAGGCGGCGACGUCGAGCGCGUCGUCGUCGUGUUGCCUGGGGUCGUUGGGUGGUUGGGGCGUGAGGACCAUGUUCCGGCCGCCGGCCCGGGGCGAGGACUACACGAUCCUGCAGGCGCUGGUGAGCGUGGACAUGCUGGUGCUGUUCGUGGCGACCACCUGCGGGAUGGGCGGCACGCUGACGGCGAUCGACAACAUGGGGCAGAUCGGCAAGUCGCUGGGGUACCCGGCGAAGAGCGUCAACACGUUCGUCUCCCUGAUCAGCAUCUGGAACUACGCGGGGCGCGUGGCCGCCGGGUACGUGUCGGAGGCGGCGCUGGCGCGGCACCGCGUGCCACGGCCGCUGCUGCUGACCGGGGUGCUGCUGCUGGCGUGCGCGGGGCACGCGCUGAUCGCGCUGGGCGCGCCGCGGUCGCUGUACGCGGCGUCGGUGGUCGUCGGGUUCUGCUUCGGCGCGCAGUGGCCGCUGGUGUUCGCCAUCGUCUCCGAGCUGUUCGGGCUCAGGCGCUUCUCCACGCUGCACAACUUGGGCGGCCUGGCCAGCCCCGUGGGGUCGUACAUCCUGAACGUGCGCGUGGCGGGGCGGCUCUACGACGCGGCGGCCGCGCGGCAGCGCGGCGGGAGCGGGAGGGUGUGCCUCGGGGUCGAGUGCUACAGGCGGUCGUUCCUCAUCAUCACGGCGGCCACGGCGGCGGGCGCGCUGGUGUCGCUGGUGCUGGUGUGGCGGACGUGGCGGUUCUACAGGGGCGACAUCUACGCCCGGUUCCGGGAUGGCGACGGGCGCCUGCCGGUGGACCGGCAGCAGGAGGAGAGGGAGAAGGCGACAGCGGCCAACGGUAGGUAGGAAGGGAUGAUGAGGCAGAGCGGAGAGCGGGAGAGGAGGAGGCCAGCUCGGAUGGUUGACAUGGUCAGCCCGAUGCGGUGGCUUGAUUCCACUGGCGGGUUUGACUGGUGUCUCAGUUUUUCUACGGCUAUCGCAGCUGACGUGGGAGCUAAUUGUACGGCCUAAGUGGUGAGGCCACGUUAGACGAAGUGCAAAAGCAAUGCAAAAUUAUACGGAAGGCCGCCAGUUUGAAGGAUGACGAGUGGGGGUCUACAUGUGAAUAUACUUUUGUUACGUUCACU